AUGGUCAUGUGCAUGAUCACAUCUGGUGCUCUCGAUCUGCCUUACCUGUGUUGCGGUGGAUGUGGACGUAGAAAGAGAGAAGCAACGAAUCUCCUUACCGCUGGCGGCAAAAAAUGCAAUAGUGAAGAGCUUCAGACCAUUUUGCGAGAAAAUGUGAAAAACGAUGUGAAUAGCAGCAUUGUAUCUAUUCGCGAAAAAAUGGCAAAUUUCCACGACUACGCUCUGGUGUGCGAUGACAAAAAACUUGAAUUCAUCGUUGAAGCCGAUGAUUAUUGCCAGCAUCAAUCUGAGAACGUCUUCUGCGCUGUAUUCACAAUCAAAAGCUCAGUGGAUAAAUUCUUCGAGGAACCAGCUCCAGCAGCUCCAGCAGCUUCUGCUCCUUCCUUUUCUGCAGAGAAAAGUGCCACAAUAACGAAGACAAUAGUAAGCUCCAGCGCAGCUAUUAUUCCUGGAACUCCGGUGGCAGGAAUAGACGAAGGGAAGAAAGAUGACGCAAAGCCAGAGAUCAACAAGAAUUGA
Molecule: messenger RNA, 519 nt
Organism: Cylicocyclus nassatus
Lineage: Eukaryota; Metazoa; Nematoda; Chromadorea; Rhabditida; Strongylidae
Source: the annotation of a GenBank genome assembly